AUGUCGACCACUAAACCUCAAAAACAAACUAAAGGAAAGGGUGUUACUGAUUUAAUUGCUGGUGGUACAGCUGGUUUGUUCGAAGCCUUAUGUUGUCAUCCAUUAGAUACCAUUAAGGUUAGAAUGCAAUUAUACAGAAAGUCGGGUCAAAAACCUCCAGGUUUCAUUAAAACUGGUAUCAAUAUUGUCCAAAAGGAAACAUUUAUGUCGUUGUACAAAGGUUUAGGGGCAGUUGUUAUUGGUAUCGUCCCAAAGAUGGCAUUGAGAUUCUCCUCAUAUGAAUUUUAUAGAUCGUUAUUAUACAGACCAGAUGGGUCCAUUUCUACUGGUAACACAUUCCUUGCUGGUGUUGGUGCAGGUAUCACCGAAGCCGUUAUGGUUGUCAACCCUAUGGAAGUCGUGAAGAUUAGAUUACAAGCCCAACACCACUCUAUGGCUGACCCAUUAGAUGUUCCAAAGUAUAGAAAUGCCCCACACGCUGCUUAUCUUAUUGUCAAGGAAGAAGGUUUCAGUACCUUGUACAGAGGUGUUUCGUUGACUGCUGCUAGACAAGCUACCAACCAAGGUGUUAAUUUCACUGUUUACUCGAAGAUUAAGGAAUACUUGCAAGGUUACCACAAUACCGAAGUUUUGCCAGCAUGGGAAACUUCGUGUAUUGGUUUGAUUUCUGGUGCUUUAGGUCCUUUAUCCAAUGCUCCUUUGGAUACCAUUAAGACCAGAUUGCAAAAGACCACUUACGCUUCGAAUGAAUCAGGUUUGGUUAGAAUCGUUAAAAUCGCUAAUCAAUUGAUCAAGGAAGAAGGUAUUCAUGCCUUAUACAAGGGUAUCACCCCUAGAAUUAUGAGAGUUGCCCCAGGUCAAGCUGUUACAUUUACUGUUUACGAAUACAUGAAGCGUGUUUUAGCAGGCGAAACCCAAAUUCCUGUUCCUGGCGUAAGCUCUAAAAAGAUCGAUUAG
Molecule: messenger RNA, 957 nt
Organism: Debaryomyces hansenii CBS767
Lineage: Eukaryota; Fungi; Ascomycota; Pichiomycetes; Serinales; Debaryomycetaceae
Gene: SFC1
Product: Sfc1p
Exons: 1
Coding region: 1-957 (318 amino acids)
Biological process (GO): transmembrane transport; succinate transport; fumarate transport
Source: RefSeq, a predicted model, not a curated record